UUUUGCUCCUACCAGACGUGGCCUUAUUUUGUUACACUGUCAUAAGACCCGGCUGACCCGCGUUUCUUCAAUUCUCAAUACUCCCCGAUCGCCACCAAUAAUCGCCGUCGUCAGCCACCUUCUCCCUCUCUAAUACACCCCAGAUCCGAAUUUUCACGCACAUAAUGUCUCAUAGCGAUACAAUUCCCUUACACUCCACGUCCCAAUCUGAUAUCGACGAGAUCGAGAACCUCAUCAACUCCCAUUCCACUUCCGUCCUCCCCGCCCGCCCCCCGUCCCCUCCACGCGCCUCCAUUCCCAUCUCUUCAGCCCCAAAUCCACCACCUACUUUCAUUCCAUCCAAUCUUCCCCCACCUACCAACCCCAAUACGACACUUGUCCCUCCAGUAUCCUCCGCUGUUCCUAAACCCCCUCUGCCGCCAAGCGCUUCCGGGCCGAGUGGCAAUAUUCCCGCAUCGGGGUUCGGAUCACCUCCAAACACGCUGACGGAACCCGUUUGGGAUACUGUGAAGCGGGAUCUGUCGAGGAUCGUGAGCAAUUUGAAGCUGGUUGUUUUUCCCAACCCAUUUAGGGAGGAUCCUGGCAAGGCUUUGAGGGAUUGGGAUCUAUGGGGGCCCUUCUUCUUCAUUGUGUUCCUUGGCCUCACUCUCUCCUGGUCCGCCUCCGUCAAGAAGGUACUUAUUCGCAUGCGUCGAUGGCGUUUAACGUUGUCAUGUUGUGAUCCUAUGCACACUUAAUUUUUUAUAUGAGCUCAUCGUAUACGCUUGAUGCUAAUGUUUGCCUUGCCUUGUGUAUGAGUAGUGAUGUAAAUCCUAUUAAGUGGGCUGGCGAAUAUUAAAUUGCAGUUGUUUAGAUACAUGGUCUAAACUAGGUUCGUGUAAAUUCUUGCUUCCGGUGGCAGUGUGUAUAAUAGGAAUUCAUGAAUGUUUUUUAGUCUAGCAUAAUUUAUUUUAUGGGGUAUUUUAGCAAAACAAUAGUAUACCAAGCUUAGUUCUCAGUGAAAUUGGUCAGCAAUGUUCGUUGCAAGAUCUGCUGGCUGAUCUAAAGCAAUUUUUGUUUACUCUUCCCUCUUUUGCCUUGCUCUACAAAAAUCACAUUAUUAUUAGGCAUGGGAGCUUUUUAGGUUGAGAAUAAAUUAAAUUGAUUGACAAGUCGGGUAGGUUUUUAUUUAUUGGGAAUUCUUCUAAUUAAAAAAUUUAUAUGGUCGAUGAUGUUACUGCAUUCGGUAAUUUUGUAAGCCAUCUCAAACAGAAGAAAUGCUUAUCGUGAAAGAGAAGAAAAAUAGUUUCUGCUAAAGGGCUAGAAGGAAUGGCAACCGCCCUGCCCAGCCCCAUUUACUGCCUCCAAAUUUUAUUUGUUUAUUAAUAUUAUUAACAGAAAUCUGGUGAUUGAGCUAAUGGGCUUGGGCAUUAAAAAGUUGGGCCAAAUAU
This is a messenger RNA of Olea europaea var. sylvestris, 1430 nucleotides long. Its product is annotated as 4-O-methyl-glucuronoyl methylesterase 1-like. The transcript has a single exon. The record is from RefSeq and is a predicted model, not a curated record. NCBI's taxonomy places the organism in Eukaryota, Viridiplantae, Streptophyta, Magnoliopsida, Lamiales, Oleaceae. Bases 165 to 737 code for a protein of 190 amino acids. Gene Ontology annotation, biological process: endoplasmic reticulum to Golgi vesicle-mediated transport. Gene Ontology annotation, cellular component: trans-Golgi network.